This is a messenger RNA of Colletotrichum aenigma, 525 nucleotides long. RefSeq lists its product as uncharacterized. The record is from RefSeq and is a predicted model, not a curated record. Lineage: Eukaryota; Fungi; Ascomycota; Sordariomycetes; Glomerellales; Glomerellaceae. Bases 1 to 525 code for a protein of 174 amino acids. The transcript is spliced from 2 exons.
AUGGUUAGCACGCUUGGGGCACACCCGGCAAGGAGAUUAGAGUCGGCGGCCGGCCAGGAGUCCCUUGCUCGUUCCCAGAAGUCGACGAAGACAUCAGGCCAGAAGAAAUCGAUGGUGGAUUGCUUGCCCGUUGAAACAACCCCACGCCACAGGCACACGGGAAUCUGGGACAGAAGCGGCGCUAUGCCCGGCCGCCGAUGCAAUGGCAUGAGAUCGAGGCCAGCGUACGUACGCACGGUCGACCGUUUGGUAGGCGAGGUGCCAACAAGAAACAGCUCUCGCCGCAGGCGGAGACACGGAGUGGGCCACGGGGAACAUGCUGACGUGCAAUGCUCGGCCGAGGAAGGAUGUCAGCGGAGAACUACGAAUCCCAUGUACCUUCUGCCUUCGAUCGAUCAGGACGAAAACCUCCCAUUCGUGGAAUGCGACGUUGCUUUGGCUUGUUUCGACAGCCGGUCAGUGCACAAGACGUUGUCCGAUGCAUCUUGUAUGCUUGGAACAGCACUCACUGAUGCUCACUUCUAG